AUGCGGCAGGUUUGCUGCUCAGCGCUGCCGCCGCCGCCAGUGGAGAAGGCUCGGUGCAGCAGCAACAGCGACAGCAGCAGCAGCAGCAGCAGCGGCAGCAGCAGCAGCAGCAGCAGCAGCAGCGAGAGAAGCAGCAGCAGCAGCAGCGGCAGCGAGAGCAGCAGCAGCAGCAGCAGGAGCAGCAGCAGCAGCUACAGCAGCAUCUCUCGUCCCGCUGCGCCCCCAGAGCUGCGGCCGCCGCAACAACCGCAGCCCCGCAGCCCCGCAGCCCCGAGAGCCGCCGCCCGCUCUCGAGCCGCAGCUGCCGGCGGCAUGAGGCGCGACCCGGCCCCCGGCUUCUCCAUGCUGCUCUUCGGUGUGUCGCUUGCCUGCUACUCGCCUAGCCUCAAGUCGGUGCAGGACCAGGCUUACAAGGCACCCGUGGUGGUGGAGGGUAAGGUACAGGGACUGGCUCCAGCCGGCGGCUCCAGCGCCAACAGCACCCGCGAGCCGCCCGCCUCCGGUCGGGUGGCGCUGGUGAAGGUGCUGGACAAGUGGCCGCUCCGGAGCGGGGGGCUGCAGCGCGAGCAGGUGAUCAGCGUGGGCUCCUGUGCGCCGCUCGAAAGGAACCAGCGCUACAUCUUUUUCCUGGAGCCCACGGAGCAGCCCUUAGUCUUUAAGACGGCCUUUGCCCCCCUCGACACCAACGGCAAAAACCUCAAGAAAGAGGUGGGCAAGAUCCUGUGCACUGACUGCGCCACCAAGCCCAAGCUGAAGAAGAUGAAGAGUCAGACAGGACAGGUUGGAGAGAAGCAAUCGCUGAAGUGCGAGGCCGUGGCCGGUAACCCCCAGCCCUCCUACCGCUGGUUUAAGGAUGGCAAGGAGGUCAACCGCAGCCGAGACAUUCGCAUCAAGUAUGGCAAUGGCAGAAAGAACUCACGACUGCAGUUCAACAAGGUGAAGAUGGAGGAUGCCGGGGAGUAUGUCUGCGAGGCCGAGAACAUCCUGGGGAAGGACUCGGUCAAAGGCCGGCUCCACGUCAACAGCGUGAGCACCACUCUGUCAUCCUGGUCAGGACAUGCCCGGAAGUGCAACGAGAGUGCCAAGUCCUACUGUGUCAAUGGAGGUGUCUGCUACUACAUCGAGGGCAUCAACCAGCUCUCCUGCAAGUGUCCUGUGGGAUACACCGGGGACAGGUGUCAACAGUUCGCAAUGGUCAACUUCUCCAAGCAUCUUGGAUUUGAACUAAAGGAAGCUGAGGAGCUGUACCAGAAGAGAGUCCUGACUAUCACCGGCAUCUGUGUGGCUCUGCUGGUCGUGGGCAUCGUCUGCGUGGUUGCCUACUGCAAGACCAAAAAACAACGGAAGAAGAUGCACAACCACCUGCGGCAGAACUUGUGCCCAGCCCACCAGAACCGGAGCCUGGCCAACGGACCCAGCCACCCCCGGCUGGACCCUGAAGAGAUCCAGAUGGCAGACUAUAUCUCCAAGAACGUGGCAGCCACAGACCAUGUCAUCCAGAGAGAGACCGAGACCACCUUCUCUGGGAGCCACUCUUGUUCUCCAUCUCACCACUGCUCCACAGCCACGCCCACCUCUAGCCGUAGACAUGAGAGCCACACAUGGAGCCUGGAACGUUCUGAGAGCCUGACCUCUGACUCCCAGUCGGGAAUCAUGCUGUCAUCGGUGGGCACCAGCAAGUGCAACAGCCCGGCGUGUGUGGAGGCCCGGGCACGGCGGGCAGCAGCCUACGGCCUGGAGGAGCAACGCAAAGCCACCGUGCCACCUUACCAUGACUCCGUAGACUCCCUGCGCGACUCGCCACACAGUGAGAGGUCAGUUGCUACCCCGCUGCGCCCGGACUCGCCACCGCUCUGCGGGGCGGCCGACAGCAGGACUUACUACUCCCUGGACAGCCACAGCACGCGCGCCAGCAGCAGACACAGCCGCGCGCCGCCCCCGCGGGCCAAGCAGGACUCGGCGCCCCUCUAGGGCCCGUCGUCACCACCGCCCUCGUCUUUCAGGAGAACGAAGACCACCAACUGGAGAAAGGAAAAAAGAAAUAAAAAUAUUUUUAUUUUCUAUCAAAGGGAAAAGGUAUAACAAAAUGUUUUAUUUUCAUUUUAGCAAAAAUUGUCUUAUAAUACUAGCUAACGGCAAUGACGUUUUUAUAGGGAAACUAUUUAUAUGUAACAUCCUGAUUUACAGCUUCGGAAAAAAAAAGAAACAACAAAAAAAAAAGAGAGAUGGGCCAAUUUUAUGACUCUUUAAUAGAAACCUAUAUUGUGGUGCCUUUUGCUGUACGCUAAUUUGGAGCUCCUGGAGGGAAGUCUGGAUUGCGGGGUGGGGAUGGGGGACAUGUAAACAUGUAGGAUCUCGGGCUGGCGGCGGUGAGAGAAAUUGGAGAAGAGGCUGCAGGGUUCUGGGGUGCAGGGGCAAGGUAUGGGGCUGCGACAGAUUAGCCCUGAGGCCGGAAAUGAGGACAGGAGUAGCUUUGCCUCCUUGCAAGAUCCUGAGUCCUGGGCCUCCUGAAGAGAGGGCAUGGAUCCUAGGCUUAGAGCUAGAGUUGGGAUCAGGUCACGUCCAGGGGGAGACUAAGGCCCAGCGACAGCAACUUGAAUGGGGAGGGGGCCUCCCCGCUCCUCACAGCUGCUAAAGGAGGGGGCACUGAGAACCAGGUCUUCCAAAAAGCCCCCGCCCCAGGGAGGGGGCAGCUCUGCCAGGGCCCCAACUUUCGCGGCUCCUCCUCCCCCACAGCCUCCAGGAUGCCCCACCCUCCUCUGCAGCACCUUCGUUUACAGAUUGUCUUUUCUAUGUUACUGCCUGCAUGUCGUUUGCAUUUCAGAUUCUUUAGAUUGAAUGCAUGGUCACGCUGGGACCGAGAAGAGCCACUUGACAGUGUAUUUGAUUCCCCUUUUAGCAAUAAAGUAACCCCAUUUCCUUCUCACAGCCCGAAUCCCAGCCCCAACCCACCUAUGACUUCCACUCCCUCUCCAGCCCUGUCUUCCCCACCCCCCCAAAACUGGGUCCACUGCUAAUUUGUCAAAAAGAUAAUUGUUUAAAAAAUAUCCCAAACAAAUGGGAACCCUGCCCUGAAAUGUCCAAACACAUGACUGUUGACACUUGAACAUUUUUAUAUUGUAAAUAAAAUCAAA
Pteropus alecto (black flying fox) is the source of this 3134-nucleotide messenger RNA. RefSeq names its product neuregulin 2 (gene NRG2). Gene Ontology annotation, biological process: animal organ development; nervous system development; intracellular signal transduction. Lineage: Eukaryota; Metazoa; Chordata; Mammalia; Chiroptera; Pteropodidae. The coding region runs from base 1 to 1971 and encodes 656 amino acids. Gene Ontology annotation, molecular function: signaling receptor binding. The transcript is spliced from 11 exons. The record is from RefSeq and is a predicted model, not a curated record.